UGCCUACUCACUUUUUAUUAUCAUGUUUUUUAUUUGUUGGUCUCUAAGGCCUCGCUUGCCUCCAAAACAUCUCUUAAUGCUCGUCUUGAAUAAAAAAUUCUGUUAUGCAUAUUUAGAUCCGGAGGGAUCUUCGCACACCUUGGUCGUGAAAAAAUAUGAUCUAAAUAAAUGCAUGGGCCAUGUAUACAAUACAGAGCAGACAUGCAAAGUUGGAAACAUAUGGAAGUAUGAAUCACCUGGAUUACAUUAUAUACUCAGACAUUAUAAAACAUCAUCAUUCCCUUUUUGAAGUAAAAUUUUCCCCACAUUUAAGAUUUCAUUUAAGACAAUGCUAAUCGAUGCUACUUCUCUUUUUAUUUUCUUUAUAAAUACCUAAAAUCUCAUUCUUCUUGUUUCCACCUUAUGUUCUCCGAUCCUAUAUCCAACACAUAUAUUUUUGAUCUUUGUUUUGUUUCACAUAUUCUUAUAUUUUAUCUACCUGUCCUCGAGUCAUGGGAAUGUCGAACAGGUCAGUUUCUACAUCUCUUUUUUUCCUCGCAUUGGUGGUUUUGCAUGGAAUUCAGGACACAGAAGAGAGACAUUUGAAAACUACUUCGUUAGAGGUUGAGGGAAUUUAUAAGAAAACUGAGGCCGAGAAUCCUAGCAUUGUGGUCACAUAUACACGACGUAGUGUCCUUCAAAAGGCGGUCAUCGCACACCCCACAGAUUUUAGGCCAACAAAUCCUGGAAACAGCCCAGGCGUUGGACACUCUCACGGGCGACACUGAUUUGAUCAUAUCAUACGUCAUAAAUCUAUAUCAUAUAGAAAAUUAUAUGUAUUUCAUUUAGACUUGUCUUCUAAUGCUAAAGAGGUGUUUGGACAUCACUUUAUCAUUUCAAUGUUUUGACAGUACUAUGAUCAUUAUGUCUUUGUCGUGGGUUUGUUACACUGUCAGGUAUUGUAAGAUUAUAUAAUGAAUAAAUUGCUUUUAAAAAUAUAUACAUCAAUGAUAAAUCCCUUGCUAAGCUGACUAUAAUUGCUAGUUGGUCAAUGGGUUUUAUUAAAUGUAGACCUCACUGAAAACACUUAAAUAGAAAAUCUUUACUUAUCACGUUUUAAUGGUUAAAUUAUUUUUACAUAUGAAUGCUUAGAAGAUACAGAAUAACAGAGUAAAAAAAAUACAAACAUGUUGUGGACUAAGUAUAUAUAUGCUCAUUGGGAUGAAGC
Arabidopsis lyrata subsp. lyrata is the source of this 1207-nucleotide messenger RNA. RefSeq lists its product as uncharacterized. Gene Ontology annotation, molecular function: hormone activity. Gene Ontology annotation, cellular component: extracellular region. The record is from RefSeq and is a predicted model, not a curated record. Bases 492 to 767 code for a protein of 91 amino acids. Gene Ontology annotation, biological process: regulation of leaf morphogenesis; nitrate import; regulation of root development. Lineage: Eukaryota; Viridiplantae; Streptophyta; Magnoliopsida; Brassicales; Brassicaceae. The transcript has a single exon.